GGUCCCGAAGAGGUUAAACCGUGUCCCGGUGGGCUGAAACCCCGGAGCUUCAUGGGAUGCCUUAUAAAGCGCGCUCCGCCGGCCCGGCAGCGGCUCCGGGAGCUCCCGGUACGUACGGAGCAGCCGCCGGUGCCCCGGAGCCGCCGCGCUAUGGAGCCUCCCGGUACGGCCGGGGCGCCGGGCGCGGCGGGGCGGCCCUGGGAAGAAGCCAAGGCUUUCUACGACAACCUCGCCCCCAAGAAGAAACCCAAAUCGCCAAAGCCUGAGAACGCCAUCACCAUCGCGGUGUCAUCGCGAGCGCUUUUCCGCAUGGAGGAGGAGCAGAAGAUUUACAACGAGCAAGGGGUGGAGGCCUACGUGAAAUACCAGCUGGACCAUGAGAACGAGCCCUUCCUCCCUGGGGCCGCCUUCCCCUUUGUCAAGGCGCUGGAAGCGGUGAACAUGCAGCUGCGUGAGCUCUACCCCGACAGCGAAGAGCUCUUUGACAUCGUCCUCAUGACCAACAACCAUGCCCAGGUUGGGGUUCGCUUGAUCAACAGCAUCAACCACUACGAUCUGUUCAUCGAGAGGUUCUGCAUGACGGGAGGGAACAGCCCCAUCUGUUACCUCAAGGCCUAUCACACCAACCUCUACCUCUCCUCUGACGCCGAGAAAGUGAGUGGGGCCAUUGAAGAGGGGAUCGCCGCAGCCACCAUCUUCAGCCCCAGCAAAGACCUGGAGGUGUCGGAGAACCAGCUGCGGGUGGCGUUUGAUGGUGACGCCGUGCUCUUCUCUGAUGAGUCGGAGCAGAUCGUGAAAGCUCACGGCUUGGACAUGUUCUUUGAGCAUGAAAAGGCUCACGAGAACAAGCCUCUGGCGCAGGGACCCUUGAAGGGCUUCCUGGAGGCCCUGGGGAAGCUGCAGAAGAAGUUCUAUUCCAAGGGGCUGAGGAUGGAGUGUCCCAUUCGCACCUACCUGGUCACUGCCAGGAGCGCGGCCAGCUCGGGAGCCCGGGCUUUAAAGACUCUGCGCAGCUGGGGCCUCGAGACGGAUGAGGCUUUGUUCCUGGCUGGGGCUCCCAAGGGGCCGCUGCUGAAGAAGAUCCGUCCUCACAUCUUCUUUGAUGACCAGAUGUUCCACGUGGAGGGAGCCAAGGAGUUGGGCACUGUCGCUGCCCACGUCCCCUACGGCGUCGCCCAGAAGCACAAGCGGCCGGCGCAGGAGAAGCAAACCCCGAACAGCAAGUAGAGGAGCUGGCUGGUCCCCCGGCGAGCGGCACAGACCUCACCCUGUGCGCCACGCUCUGACCUGGGUUGGGGUCUGCGUGGCAGAGAGCAUUUGCCCUGGCGAGCACGAGGUGGUUCCCCAGCAGGAGCCCUGUCGGGGGUGGGGGGCACGGAUGGAGGAGGGGGCUGAUGAAAGGCUUCCCUUCGCCUCUGACUUCAUUGCGAUGUUGUGGUGUUGUCCCGGUUCCCUCUGCACUUGCUUCAGGCAAAAUUCCUUGAGAAUGGAUCUCGCCUUUUGUGGACUGUUUUUGCCAGGCAGGUUUAACCUAUUGGCAUUUCUUUAAAACCCCAGGUAAUUCCCAAAGCCUUUGAUUUACAAAGCAAAUGUUCAGGCUGAACUGUUGAACUGGAAAGUUGGGAGCACACAAGAACCCUUCUUACAGCUUUGAAACAAAUUGUUGUUUCUUUUAACUAAAAUUAAACCAUAAUAUUGUUCCUUCACAGAUCCAGUCCCUGCUCCCCAACCAGAAAAUCUUUCAUGUCUUUGUCCUUUCACCAAAAUUUUGCCAGCUGAACAGCUUUCCUUUCAUGCACUGAGAUUUGGAAAAAUAGAACCAAACAGUAAUAUAUGUUAAAAAAAAAAAAAAAAUCCUAUUUCCUGCUUGGAGUUUUGGGCUUGUGUAUUGUUGGCCCAGGUUUUUAAAUUUGGGUUUCACAGUUGUAUGAGUUAGCACUUAAAAAUAAUAAUCUCAGUGAGGCAUCCAAAGCCCAGCUCUUGUGUGAGCCGUCCAGGGUCCGCAGACACAUGCCUAGGGCUUGAAUUAAGUUAAAAGCAGGCCCUAAUAUAUUAGGGGCAUCAUUUGAAGUCCAUUUAGCUAAAUCUGCAGAGAAUUUCAGCCUGGGGGUUUUAAUUAAAGGAUUUUUAUUUUUUUUUCCCCCUUUCUAGGCUGAGUCCAUAUAAGUUGGUAAUCUUUUUCUCCUCAGCUGCUUAAAAGCUCUGAUGUUUCCUAAAAUAGACACCUUGGCUAGUGAUGCUAUGAGAGAGAACCAAAUAUCUGAUUAAAAAACAGGAAGAGAAAUCAUUUGGAGAGCUGCUCCAAAAUGGGUGUGAAAAUCACACUGACAUUUCUGCACAAAGCCCUGUCCUAAAGGACACACUCAGGAGAAAAAUUUGAAGAUUACUUAUUUCUCGUGUUUUUUUUUUUAUUUUAUUUUAUGUAUUUAUUUAUUUUAGGCAGUACAGCCCGUGGUUGGGCACAAAGGAUGCCCAGUGUUAUCAGAUAAUAGUUUUCUACAAACACCAACUCCAUGGGCUGAAGUUUUGAGGUAUGUGUCUGCUUCUGGCUUAAUGCUGCAGGGAGGUUUCAGCUAAAACAGCUCAGCCCUUCCCGACAGUAAGACUAGAGCCUGAGUUAUUGCACUUUUGACGAAUAUAUAAACAUGCUAGUGAUGCCUUCAGUGGCUCAGGAGACUGUUUUCUCAUUGUGCUAAAUCCUGCAAUAGCAGUGAAAAGUAGAUUGCACUUUCCCCACCCCCAAAAACUAUUUCACUUUGACAGACUGUUAUUUGUCACAUCUGGGUGACAAGUACCUUAGAGGAAGAUCUAAAAUCCAAACAAAAAAAAGUCUUGAAAGAAAUUAGUAUCUCAGUAACACAUCUAUUAAUACACAGGUUUAUAAAAAGGCCUCAUCUUUUGAAUGUGAACCCUGGAUAUUGGAAUCUGAACUGUAUCUCAGAGACUUCUUUGACAGCUGGGAGGGGGAGAACAGCCUGCCCUUCCAAGUAAACAUUUCCAAGGUGUUUUCUGAAGAUCUCAUCAUGGAAGCCCAGCCAAGCCCAGCUUGCAAAUGGGCUGCACUGGGGCCUCCCACCAGCCUGGGGGGGAAGAGGGUUGUCAGCAAGCCCUUAGGAAAUCCUGGCCAGGGCAGGGUGCUGGUGGCAUCGGAUACAGGGUGCAAGCGCAGCCCCUGGGAAGGGGUGCUUGCACUGGGUGCUGGGUGGGAUGCGUGCUUCGGAUGAGGGGUGCUGGCAGAGCUGGGCUGUGCAGGAGGAGAUGCCCUGUCUGAAGGUGCUGUUAGCUCCUGGGAAGCAGUGUGUUGUGGUUUUGGGGCAGUGCCUUGGAUCUCAGCAGCGUUCGCUGCUGCCUUUCCAGGCCCUGAGAUGCACAAGGAGCUGGGUGCAAGCUGGGGGGCAGGGGCACGGUGCAGGCAGGAGUUUUUUGAGACUCUGCCUACGGUCCUCCUGCUGACAGGGCAGCUUAGGGGCUCGCUGUGAGACAUGGGGCUCGGGAAAUGGACCCCAAGUGAGGUAGACCUCCCUUUGCACCUCCUGAGUCCUUCCUGCGUGGGGAGGAUUUUCCGUUCCUGCGAUGGCUGCCCCCUUUGCUUUUACCAACACGGCUUCUUACUUUUUUUUUUUUUUUUUUUUUCUCCUCCAUCACUACAACUAGCAGAUGUGGAUUUGCUGCUUGUGUACUUUCCUCUUGUGCCCAGCCGUGACAUCCCCCCGGGUUGGGGCAGCGAUGUGGUCCCCAGGACUGACUGCAUGGGCUGGGCACAUCUCCCACCCUGAUGGGCCAGUGCAGUUGUGCCUCUUGUGCUGCGCUGGCCAAAGACUGGACUUUCCUGCUGUGUGUUGUUGCUGUGGGGUUUGCUUCAUUGUCCUCCAGCGGUUUUUCUUGUGAAUGGACUGCCAUGUUAAUGAAAUCCCUCCAGGUGUUUUUCGGUAAUAAACUGUGUUGGUCUCA
Tyto alba (common barn owl) is the source of this 3951-nucleotide messenger RNA. RefSeq names its product 5'-nucleotidase, cytosolic IA (gene NT5C1A). Gene Ontology annotation, biological process: nucleotide metabolic process; adenosine metabolic process. Lineage: Eukaryota; Metazoa; Chordata; Aves; Strigiformes; Tytonidae. The transcript has 6 exons. Gene Ontology annotation, molecular function: 5'-nucleotidase activity; magnesium ion binding; nucleotide binding. Gene Ontology annotation, cellular component: cytoplasm; cytosol. The record is from RefSeq and is a predicted model, not a curated record. The coding region runs from base 52 to 1227 and encodes 391 amino acids.